Cornus florida is the source of this 1287-nucleotide messenger RNA. RefSeq names its product WAT1-related protein At5g47470-like. The transcript is spliced from 7 exons. Lineage: Eukaryota; Viridiplantae; Streptophyta; Magnoliopsida; Cornales; Cornaceae. The coding region runs from base 1 to 1074 and encodes 357 amino acids. Gene Ontology annotation, molecular function: transmembrane transporter activity. Gene Ontology annotation, cellular component: plasma membrane. The record is from RefSeq and is a predicted model, not a curated record.
AUGGGAGGAACCUCAAAAAGUGAGGUUGUUGUUGAAAAUAUAGUAAUAAUAGGAGGAUUGAUAGGGGUGCAAUUUAUAUAUGCGGGGAACUCAGUAUUGCUGAGUUAUCUCAUGUCCUUGGGCCUCAAACCCCAUUCUCUCAUCAUUUUGACUACCUUUUCCACCUUCCUUGUUCUCUCUCCUCUCUGCUUUUAUUAUGAAAGGAGUAAAUGGCCCAGACAAUUCACCAUAAAGUUGUGGAUUCAACUGGUUUUAAUAUCUUUUGGAGGGGUAACAAUGUUCCAGUCUUUGUUCGUAAAGGGGAUCAGUCUAACUUCACCAGCAGUGGCAACUGCUAUGCCAAACCUUGCCCCGGGGCUCAUCUUCCUCAUUGCCUGGACUUUUAGAUUAGAGAGAGUAAAACUAGCUUGCAUGUACAGCAGAGUGAAGAUUGUAGGCACACUUGUGUGUGUCAUGGGUGCUAUUACAAUGAGCAUUAUGCACAGUGCCACGGACAUUUCUGCAGCGAAAGAGGCUCAGUUAUUGGAUUCUAUAGCUCGUGAUGACACGUUCGACGAAGAAAAGAUCAUUGGCUGCGUGUAUCUAAUGGCAGCAGUCCUUAUGUUAUCGAGCAACGUGGUCUUGCAGGCUACUACACUAGGCGAUUUUCCGGCACCAAUGUCCUUGUGUGCAAUAACAUCUUUCAUAGGUGUGAUUUUAAUUGCAAUUUUACAGUGGAUUCAAGAAAGGAGAAUUGAAACUGGUUGGCCUAUUUUGAGUGUUCCACAGUUGAUUGGCUAUUCUUUACUGGGGGGCAUGGUCAAUGGGACUUGUGUAAGCUUCAUCGGAUGGGUAAUGAAGAAAAGAGGACCGGUGUUUGUGUCCAUGUUUAACCCCGUUGCAACUGUCAUCUCUGUACUCCUCUCUCUCUUUACCUUAGGGCAAUACAUUUCUCUUGGAAGCAUUUCUGGUAUUUUCCUCAUGUUCACCGGUCUCUAUUCCGUGCUAUGGGCUAAAGGGAAAGAAGGUUACUCCAUUGCAGAUGAAGGUGACUUUGAUAGUGAGGGCGACGUGGAGAAGCCUCUCUUGAACUAAUUUAAUUUGUAUAUAUGAAUUUUUGUCAUUCAGUUGGUAUAUUCGAGAAAAAAAAAAAAAAAUUUGAAAGUUAGAAGAAGCUAAAUAUAGCUUGUUGGAGCACAUGAUUUGUUUGUGUGUUGAUGGUAUAGCUAGUUAUAGUGCACCAUAUAAAUGGUGAAUGAUGCUUUUAUAGAAUGUCUGUAAACAAGAUAGGAAAUGAUCUAAUGAAGA